UGUUCGUGCAUUACGUCAUUUUAUUAUUCGAAUCACUCGUAAGUUCUGUAAUGUUUCAUAACGUCUAAGUUGAGUCCGUUAUAACAUUCUGUAGUGUAUAGAUUGGAACGGUUUACCUGUUUCUAGCUUGUUUAUUUGAAUUACAAUAUGACGACCUGGAGAAGCUUAUUGUCAACCAUAGUUUUGCUGUUUCAAGCUAUUAAGACUUUUGGAUACAAGCCAGUUAUCGUUGUACACGGUAUCCUAGACGAUGCUAAAGAUUUAAGUCAUUUGACCAAAUUUAUUACUAAGCAUCACCCUGGUACCGAAGUACACACAUUAGAUCUCUUUGACCAUUACCACAGCUUCAUUCCACUUUGGGAUCAACUCGAUACAAUCAAAAACUUUACUGCUCCGAUUAUGCAAAAAGCCAAGGACGGUGUUCAUUUGAUCGGUUAUUCCCAAGGUGGAAUCGUUGGCAGAGGUUUAGUGCAGACAAGUAAUGAUCAUAACAUUCACAAUUUCAUUGCUUUGUCAUCACCACUCAAUGGACAAUUUGGAGAUACAUCCUUUAUUAAUUGGCUGUUUCCAUCUGCAUUGAAAGAGGAGUUGUACAAAAUAUUUUACACACAUUAUGGACAACUGUGGUCUAUUGGGAAUUAUUGGAAAGACCCACACCACCCACUUAUGUACAGGCAGUACAGUGACUACUUGGCGGCGUUGAACAAUGAAAGUUUAAGGGAAGAUUUUAAGUUUCCUUCUUCCUGGAAGGGGAACUUGCUAAGAUUAAAGAACAUGAUGUUGAUCGGAGGUCCGGAUGAUGGAGUUAUUGCUCCCUGGCAGUCCGCUCAUUUUGGGUGUUACAACAAAGAAGAAAAAGUGAUUCCUAUGAGAAAAUUGCAGAUGUACCAAAAAGAUGAGAUUGGUUUAAAAACUCUUGAUGAAACAGGAAGAUUACAGGAAUGUACUAUACCAGGUGUUCAUCAUACAUUGUGGCAUAAGAACGAAACUGUUUUCUUGGAUUGUAUUGCACCCCUUCUUACAUAGAAGUUGCUUAACUUCAAUUUGUUUAUCUAGCUGUCUAUUGUAAAGAACAGUGUUGCACAUGUUUGUUUAGCUGCAACUUUUACCCACACCUUUAAGUGUUAUUUACUAAGUUUGAUUAUAAAAUGUCAACACUGUUCACACUGCUUCUUAAUAGAUUUUAAACUCAGCAUACAAUGUUUUUUAUUUGUAAUUGAAAAAUAGCCUUCUUUUUGUAAAUGUACAAAUUUGUAUAUAUGUACAAAUGUACAUACAUUGUAAAUAUUUGUAGCUGUUCCAAUUUAUUGUAUACUUUAUUAAUCAAGCUAUUGCUGCGAACCUUGUCUCUUCACCCUUCUGAAUAGGUAGGGGAUAAAUACAACAGAUU
Messenger RNA from Ciona intestinalis (vase tunicate), 1390 nucleotides. RefSeq names its product lysosomal thioesterase PPT2-A-like. Gene Ontology annotation, molecular function: thiolester hydrolase activity. NCBI's taxonomy places the organism in Eukaryota, Metazoa, Chordata, Ascidiacea, Phlebobranchia, Cionidae. Gene Ontology annotation, cellular component: lysosome. The record is from RefSeq and is a predicted model, not a curated record.